GGCUCGCGCAGUGUCAGUUUGGAGUAGCACAAUUAUGAAAAAGCAACCUUCCGCUGGAGCUGCAGCUGAAGCGGAUCUCUCCAGCGUUCCCCGGGCUCUCCUUCUGAGGCCAACCGAGAGCACUGUCAAUAGAUGGAUGCACGCUACGACACAGCUCUUCCUCAGUCUCAACGGUGAAGAGGAUGUCCCAGAAACCCUGGAUAGAGAACACAUUCUGCAAGCGAGAAUGUGUGUAUAUGCUCACUGUGUCCAGAGAGCCCCACAGAUGCCUUCCAGGAUGUCAGAUUUGCCAACAGCUUGUUCGGUGCUACUGUGGGCGACUUGCACGGCAACAUGGCUUUACAGCGAGCAUUGCUACAAAAUAUUCGGACGCGAGGUUGGGUGAAAAUGCCAACCUGUCAGUGCCCGAGCUGGAGGAGUGGUCAUUGGAGAAACACACAGAGGCCAGUCCCACAGAUGCCUACGGUGUCAUCAACUUCCAGGGAGGCUCUCACUCGUACAGAGCCAAGUAUGUGCGUCUAUCCUAUGACUCGCGGCCUGAGAACAUCUUGCGUUUAAUGUUGAAGGAGUGGCACAUGGAACUUCCUAAAAUCUUGAUAUCUGUCCAUGGAGGAGUUCAGAAUUUUGAUCUUCACCCCCGCAUCAAGCAGGUGGUGGGAAAAGGUCUUAUAAAAGCUGCAGUCACCACUGGGGCCUGGAUUUUCACUGAAGGUGUCAACACAGGAGUAGCAAAGCAUGUUGGGGUUGCUCUCAAAGAGCAUUGCUCAAGAUCUUCUAAGAAAAUAUGCACUGUUGGCAUUGCUCCAUGGGGAGUCAUUGAAAACAAGGAUGAUCUCAUCGGCAGAGAUAUUAUCGCUCCUUACCAAACACUACUGAACCCUCUCAGUAAACUCAACGUUCUCAAUAAUCUGCAUUCUCAUUUCCUGUUGGUGGAUGAUGGCACGGUGGGGAAGUAUGGAGCAGAGGUCAAACUGCGCCGAGACCUGGAGAAGCACAUUAACCUCCAAAGGAUACAUGCUCGUAUUGGUCAGGGUGUACCUGUGGUGGCCUUAAUCUUAGAAGGAGGCCCUAAUGUGAUCUUGACUGUCCUGGAGUAUCUUCAGGAGACUCCUCCAGUCCCUGUGGUGGUGUGUGAAGGCACAGGCCGUGCUGCUGACAUACUGGCCUAUGUCCAUAAGCAAACUGAGGAGGGAGGAAACCUUCCUGAUGGAGUGGAGACUGACAUCAUUGCAACUAUAAAGAAAACAUUUAACUUCAGCCAGAGUGAGACCAUCCACCUAUUUCAGAACCUAAUGGAGUGUAUGAAGAGCAAAGAACUGAUAACUGUGUUUUCAAGUUCAGAAGAACAUCAGGACAUUGAUGUAGCUAUCCUGAGAGCCUUACUUCAAGGUACAAAUGCAUCUCCCUUUGAUCAGCUAGUCCUGACAAUGGCUUGGGACCGUGUUGACAUUGCCAAGAAUCACGUGUUUAUUUAUGGACAGCAGCUAGUGGUGAGUUCUCUUGAGCAGGCUAUGCUGGACGCACUUGUGAUGGACAGAGUGGAGUUUGUGAAACUGCUUAUAGAAAAUGGUGUGAGCAUGCACCGGUUUUUAACCAUCAGCCGACUUGAGGAGCUUUACAACACUAAACAGCACCCAAACAACCCUACACUUUUACACCUGGUUCGGGAUGUGAAACAGAGCCAUCUCCCUCCAAACUAUAAGAUCACACUAAUAGAUGUCGGCCUGGUUAUUGAGUUUCUGAUGGGUGGGACUUACAGGUGCAAUUAUACUCGGAAACGCUUCAGAAUCAUUUACAACAAUCUCCAUGCCAACAACCGGCGGUCAGGGCGGCACAUACCAGGUCCUGGUUCCCAUUUACGAAAGACUCAUGAGUCUUUUAGCAUGCAAGCUGACAAGAAGGAAAAAACAAGGCACAACCAAUUUAUCAAGACAGCACAGCCAUAUAAACCAAAGCCUGAGACAUCUAUGGAUCAAAACAAAAAAAGAACCAAGGAGGAAAUCGUGGACAUUGAUGAUCCGGAGACACGGCGUUUUCCUUACCCUUUCAACGAGCUUCUUGUGUGGGCUGUGCUUCUGAAGAGGCAGAAAAUGGCACAGUUCUUUUGGCAGCAAGGAGAAGAAAACAUGGCCAAAGCAUUGGUGGCCUGCAAACUCUGUCGAUCCAUGGGCUAUGAGGCUAAAAAAAGUGAUGUUGUAGAUGACACAUCUGAGGAGUUUAAAGAAUAUUCAAAUGAGUUUGGAACCCUGGCUGUAGAUCUACUGGAACAGUCCUUCAGACAGGAUGAGACAAUGGCCAUGAAGCUGCUAACCUACGAGCUCAAAAACUGGAGUAAUUCCACCUGCCUCAAACUGGCUGUUUCAUCCCACCUUCGGCCAUUCGUGGCUCAUAACAGCACCCAGAUGCUGCUGUCAGAUAUGUGGAUGGGGCGGCUAAACAUGCGGAAGAACUCCUGGUAUAAGGUGAUUCUGAGUAUCCUGGUGCCUCCUGCCAUCCUGCUGUUGGAGUACAAAUCUAAAGCUGAGAUGGCUCAUAUUCCUCAGACGCAAGAUGAUCAUCAGAUGACAAUGGAAGACAGUGAAAGUAACUUCCAAAACACAAUUGAAGACAUUCAAAUGGAUGUGUUUAAAGAAAGCAGAACACAUGACCAUGUUGAGGGUAAAAAUGACAUGGAAACUCAAAUUCGGUCCAGAAAACUUCCUUUAACCCGGAAAAUCUAUGCCUUCUAUCAUGCUCCCAUAGUAAAAUUCUGGGCCAACACGCUUUUCUACAUUGCCUUCCUGAUGCUCUACUCGUAUGUGGUACUGGUCAGAAUGCCUGAAUGGCCUUCCCCCCAGGAGUGGAUUGUCAUUCUCUACAUAUUUUCAUCUGCCAUUGAAAAGAUUCGGGAGAUGUUCAUGUCUGAGGCUGGCAAAAUAAGUCAGAAGAUAAAAGUGUGGUUUGGUGAAUAUUUUAAUGUUUCCGACUUUGUGGCAAUUCUGACUUUCUUCAUUGGCUUUGGUCUGAGGCUGGGUGGAGAGGAUACCCGCAACCCUGGAAGGACAGUUUAUUGUCUCAAUAUCAUCUUCUGGUAUGUGAGACUGCUCGAUAUACUCGCUGUCAACCAACAAGCUGGACCCUAUGUCAUGAUGAUUGCUAAAAUGGUGGCCAACAUGUUUUACAUAGUGGUGAUUAUGGCUAUCGUGCUGCUAAGUUAUGGGGUACCCAGAAAAGCCAUUCUGUACCCACAUGAAGAUCCCAGUUGGACGCUGGCCAAAGAUGUGGUGUUCCAACCAUAUUGGAUGAUGUAUGGGGAGGUGUAUGCCUAUGAAAUCGAUGUCUGUGCCAACAACAGUGAUAGUAAUGUUAAGAAUUUAUGUGCAGCUGGAGUUUGGCUGACUCCUCUGCUGCAAGCUGUUUACCUCUUUGUACAGUAUAUUCUAAUGGUUAACCUCCUCAUUGCCUUUUUCAAUAACGUCUACAUUCAAGUGAAGUCCAUCUCAAACCUUGUGUGGAAAUACCAGCGAUACCAUUUUAUCAUGGCCUACCAUGAGAAGCCUGUUCUGCCACCUCCAUUUAUUCUCCUUUGCCAUAUAUACUCUCUGUUCUGCAUGUGUAGGAAGCGGAAGAAGGAGAACACUUAUGGACCAAAGCUAUUUCUCACUGAGGAAGACCAAAAGAAGCUUCAUGAUUUUGAAGAGCAGUGUGUGGAGACAUACUUUCAUGAAAAGGAUGAUAAGUUUCACUCUGGGAGUGAGGAACGCAUACGCCUUACCUCUGAAAGAGUUGAGACCAUGUGUAUGCAACUAAAAGAAGUUGGGAACAGGGUCAACUACAUUAAACGUUCUUUGCACACACUGGAUUCUCAGAUUGGCCACCUCCAGGAUCUCUCAGCUUUGACGGUGGACACUCUUAAGACCCUCACUGCUCAGAGAGCGUCAGAGGCCAGCAAAGUCCACAAUCAGAUCACCAGAGAACUGAGCCUUUCCAAAAAUGUAGUCCCCAGUAUUGCUCCUGUGCCUAUGGACACUGGACCUCUCUCCAAAUCAUCCGUGAUUGGAAAAUGUAGUUUAGGGCCUUAUUUUGGCUCCUCCUAUCCUCAGACAGGAGUUAAUAUGGCAGAUUCUCUGUUUGGGGCUUCAAGUGAAGCUGGUCGCAGAUUCAUUGGAAAGGACCCUAGUCUGAGUCCAGAGAAGAGGGGCUUGUUUGGGCUUGGGCCAUCUGCUGUAGAGGCUGGCUCCUUGAGCAGCGCUGGCCCCAGUGCCUUUGUCCAAAGUGCUGUGGCCUUGUCCCCUCCGGAGCUGCCCCUCCGAGGCCACUCUCUCACACAGAGUAAGCUGAGCCGUCCAUAUGAGCCGGGCUUUUCCGACUCGCCCUCCAGCCUGCCCAAUGUGCCCUCAGGUGGGGCUCUCUUCCACAUCAGCAGCACCCCCUCCAGCCAACCUCAAAUGACUUCCUCUGGUUUUGACCAGGCGCCCAUGCAGCUAGAGAGCACAGCUGUAGAGUUUGGGGCGUUUGUGGGACAUAAAGACAGUUUGGAGGUCGAAGACUCUUCACCUAAACCUGGCUGUAGCACACAGCAAACGCCAGAUGCACAAACCAGACCACAGUCUGAAAGCCAUGGUCACAUGAGAGCAGUCAACUCUUACGCUGGCUUCACAGAAUUUGGCCGAAACCCUGGUUUUCUCCAUCCGGACUCAACUUUGAAGAGGGACAAGAGCAGAGUUUCAGCUGAAGACAUUCUCAUUCAUGAGGACCCCAGAACUACUUUACUGGAAAGGGUUCAAAUCAAAUCAGCCCAAACUAGUAGGCUACAAGCACCAGGUGAAGAUACUUUGAAUGCCGCAGUUUCUCUGUACACGCCUCGGCACACUCACCUUGGAGCCAGAAAGGACUCUAUUGGCUCACCGUUUAAACCCAUGGAAAAUUAUCAAUACUCAGCUGUGGAGCGGAACAACCUAAUGAGGCUGUCCCAAAGCAUUCCCUUCACCCCGGUGCCCCCUAAAGGUGAACCUGUCACUGUGUAUCGCCUAGAGGAGAGUUCUCCUAACACAAUAAACAACAGCAUGUCUUCCUGGGCCCAGCGUGGCCUUAGUGCCAAAAUUGAGUUCCUUAGUAAAGAGGAGAUGGGUGGUGGUCUGCGUCGCGCUCUCAAGGUCCUCUGCACAUGGUCCGAGUAUGACAUGCUCAAACCAGGCCACCUGUACAUUGUCAAGUCCUUCCUUCCAGAGGUGGUUCAGACCUGGCAGAGCAUCUACAAGGAGGAGACUGUGCUGCAUCUUUGUCUCAGGGAAAUUCAGCAGCAACGAGCUGCCCAGAAGCUCACAUUUGCCUUCAAUCAAAUCAGGCCUAAAACAAUUCCUUAUUCACCAAGGUUUCUUGAGGUGUUUCUGCUCUAUUGUCACUCUGCUGGACAGUGGUUUGCCAUAGAAGAAUGCAUCACUGGGGAGUUCAGAAAGUUUAACAACAACAACGGAGAGGAGAUUGUUCCCACCAAUUUAUUGGAGGAGACGAUGCUGGCUUUCAGCCACUGGACGUAUGAGUACACCCGCGGGGAGCUGCUGGUGCUCGACCUGCAGGGGGUUGGGGAGAUUUUGACUGAUCCAUCUGUCAUCAAGAGUGGUGAGAAGGGGUCAUAUGAUAUGAUUUUUGGUCCUGCCAACUUGGGGGAUGAUGCCAUUAGAAAUUUUCGUGCAAAACACCACUGCAAUUCCUGCUGCCGGAAACUCAAACUUCCUGACCUGAAGAGAAAUGAGUACACUCCGGACAAGGUGUCAUUCCCCCAGGAUGACCCUGCCAAUCCAGGGGGUGGAGUUAAGGAGUCCCACCAGUCCCUGAGGCUCAUGCUUUAGCUGAAGGACCCUCACCCUCAUCACUUGCCUACAUUGUUUUUAUCACUUGAUGUUGAAGCCAAGGAACUUGACGUAAGAAUCGUGUGUCUAUGGAAAUGAGUGCAUGCAGGCUGUAACGUCUUUUGUCCCCCAAGAUGCUGUAUAUUAUCAUUUUAAUUUUUAUUUUUAAUACAUGAAUGGGAAACUAUUUUUAACAUGUUUUAUACGUUUCUGAGUGUUUAUGAACUGGAUAUAAAUAUAUAUAUGGACAGGUACAAUGUUAUUGUAAAGGCUUUAUUAUUUAUUACAUAUUUUGAAAGGUUGCCUUGUUUAAAAAAUAUCAAAGUGCAUUGUUGAUCUGCUACAGCUGUUUGAAGACAGCCUGCUGACAGAUCACCACCACUGUUUUUAGAAGUGUAUUUUUGACUUGUCAGAUAUUAUUAAAAUAUACAGGAAUUUAAAAACACAUUUUGGGCAGAUGGCAAUGCAACUUUUACAGAGCAAUGUAUGUUAUUUUAUUGUGUUUUAAAGUGUUCCAAAUAUUUCUAAAGUUUUUAUUGUUACAGAGGUACUAUUGCUAUCUUUGUCAUCAAAUGUUGAGCAAAUUACAAUCUACUGUAUCUUAUAGAUACUAAAACUUGGCAUGUGCUGAACAAAUGAAAUAUUUUAUUCAGGGGAAUUAACUAAGGGUAUUACUGUAUACAUUUUGUA
Molecule: messenger RNA, 6521 nt
Organism: Periophthalmus magnuspinnatus
Lineage: Eukaryota; Metazoa; Chordata; Actinopteri; Gobiiformes; Gobiidae
Gene: trpm7
Product: transient receptor potential cation channel, subfamily M, member 7
Exons: 40
Coding region: 183-5831 (1882 amino acids)
Biological process (GO): protein phosphorylation; monoatomic cation transmembrane transport; protein tetramerization
Cellular component (GO): membrane
Molecular function (GO): ATP binding; calcium channel activity; protein serine/threonine kinase activity
Source: RefSeq, a predicted model, not a curated record